Messenger RNA from Scomber japonicus (chub mackerel), 3322 nucleotides. RefSeq names its product NACHT, LRR and PYD domains-containing protein 14-like. Lineage: Eukaryota; Metazoa; Chordata; Actinopteri; Scombriformes; Scombridae. The transcript is spliced from 12 exons. Gene Ontology annotation, molecular function: protein binding. The record is from RefSeq and is a predicted model, not a curated record.
UAAUGAACCUGGACCCUCAGACAUAAAUGUUACUGGUUUACCUCUCAGACUCCAGAAGAUGAAGGAAGAGGAGGAAGAGGAGGACGGAGCAGAGUCUCUAAUAUCCAGCUGUCUGUCUAUGAAGAGUGACCGGUCUAAACAUGAACCUCUAUUCUUCAGUAAUGAACCUGGACCCGUGGAGGAGCAGCUGUCCUGCUGUUCUUUGUGUCAGGACGUCCUGAAGGAUCCAGUCUCUACCAGCUGUGGACACUGGUUCUGCAGACAGUACAUCACCUCAUACUGGGACCAGUCUGCUUCAUCAGGACACUCCUCCUGUCCCCAGUGUGCAGAAAGAUCCAGAACCAGACCUGGACUGCAGACAGACGAGGUUUUAGAUGAACAUCAGAUCAGUCUGAGCAGCACAUGUGAAUCUGUGACUGAUGAAGCAGGAAAUGAAAUCCUCCUCAUCAGCAUCUACACUGAGGUCCACAUCAUAGAGGGACUGAGUGAAGAGGUUAAUACCCAACAUGAAGUGAGGCAGCUUGAACUAGCUUCCAGGAUGAAGACCUUCCAUAACUCUCCAAUCAAGUGUCACAACAUCUUUAAAGUCUUACCUGACCAGCAGAAACACAUCAGAGUUGUUCUGAUGAACGGCGUCGCUGGUGUUGGAAAAACCUUCACAGUGCAGAAGUUCACUCUGGACUGGGCACAGCGCUCCAACAACCAAGAUAUCAGUUUGUUGAUUCUGUUUUCAUUCAGGGCGCUGAACUUUAUCAAAGAUGAGCAGUACAGUCUGCUCAUGCUGAUCCAUGUUUUCUAUCCAACAUUACAGAAGCUCACAGCAGAGACGCUCGCUGUCUGUAAAGUGUUGUUCAUCUUUGACGGCCUGGAUGAAAGCAGACUUUCACUGGAUUUCAACAACAGUGAGGUCGUGUCUGAUGUCACACAGAAGUCAUCAGUCAGCGUGCUGCUGACAAACCUGAUCAAGGGGAAACUGCUUCCAUCGGCUCUCAUCUGGAUAACUUCCCGACCUGCAGCAGCCAAUCAGAUCCCUCCUUCAUGUGUUAGCAGGGUAACAGAAGUACGAGGCUUCACUGACGCCCAGAAGGAGGAGUACUUCAGGAGGAGAUUCAGUGAUAAAAAACAGUCCAGGAGAAUCAUCUCACACAUCAAGACAUCCAGGAGCCUCCACAUCAUGUGUCACAUCCCAGUCUUCUGCUGGAUCACUGCUACAGUUCUGGACCACAUGUUGACCACAGACCAGAGAGGAGAGCUGCCCAAAACCCUGACUGACAUGUACUCACACUUCAUGCUGGUUCAGACAAAGACGAAGAAGUACAAGUAUGAUGAAAGAAAAGUGAAGAGUCCACAGGAGCUGACAAAGGCUGACAGGAAACUUCUUCUGAAGCUGGGGAGGCUGGCGUUUGAACAACUGGAGAAAGGAAACAUCCUGUUCUACCAAGAAGACCUGGAGCAGUGUGGUCUUGAUGUCACAGAGGCCUCGGUGUUAUCAGGAUUUUGUACAGAGAUCCUCAAAAGAGAGAGUGUGAUCUUCCAGAAAUCAGUCUACAGCUUUCUUCAUCUGAGCGUUCAGGAGUUUCUGGCUGCAGUCUACAUGUACCACUGUUACACCAACAGCAACACAAAGGUACUGAAGAACUUCCUGGGAGAAGACUACAAACACAGAGAAUCAGAACCAAAGACUUUCAUCAAGAAGAUGUCUGCUCAUUUCAGAAACAUUGACAGCUCAUCUCUGGAGGUUUUCCUGAAGGGAGCCAUGGAGAAAUCUCUCAGCAGUGAAAAUGGCCACCUGGACCUGUUUGUCCGCUUCCUUCAUGGCCUCUCUCUGGAGUCCAACCAGAGUCUCUUAGGAAGCCUGCUGGGUCAGACAGACAACAGUGCAGAAACCAUCCAGAGAGUCAUCAACAACCUGAAGGAGAUGAACAGUGAGGAUUUCUCUCCUGACAGAAGCAUCAACAUCUUCCACUGUCUGAUGGAGAUGAACGACCGCUCAGUACAUCAGGAGAUCCAAGAGUUCCUGAAGUCAGAGAACAGAUCAGAGAAGCUCUCUGAGAUCCAGUGCUCAGCUCUGGCCUACAUGCUGCAGAUGUCAGAGGAGGUUCUGGAUGAGUUGGACCUGAAAAAGUACAACACAUCAGAGGAGGGACGACGGAGACUGAUCCCAGCUGUGAGGAACUGCAGAAAGGCUCAACUUUCUGGCUGUGGACUCUCAGAGUUUCACUGUGAAGUUUUGGCCUCAGCUCUGAAGUCCAACCCACAUCUGACUGAUCUGGACCUGAGUAACAACAAGCUGUCUGAUUCAUCAGUGGAGCUUCUCUCUGCUGGACUGGAGGGUCCAAACUGUAAACUGAAGACUCUGAGGUUGGAUGACUGCAGUUUGUCAGAGAUCAGCUGUGCUUCUCUGGUCUCAGCUGUGAAGUGCAACCCCUCCCAUCUGAGAGAGCUUUAUCUGAGUAACAACAAGCUGCAGGAUUCAGUAAUGAAGCUUCUGUGUGAUUUUCUGAAGAGUCCAGACUGCAGACUGGAGAGACAGGAUUUGCAGGACUGCAGUUUGUCAGAGAUCAGCUGUGUUUCUCUGGUCUCAGCUGUGAAGUGCAACCCCUCCCAUCUCAGAUGGCUGAAUCUGAGUAAAAACAAGCUGCAGGAUUCAGGAAUGAAGCUACUGGGUGAUUUUCUGAAGAGUCCAGACUGCAGACUGGAGGCUCUGGGAGUCAGGGACUGCAGUUUAUCAGAGAUCAGCUGUGUUUCUCUGGUCUCAGCUGUGAAGUGCAACCCCUCCCAUCUGAAGCUGCUGGAUCUGAAUGGAAACAAGCUGCAGUAUUCAGUAAUGAACCUACUGUGUGAUUUCCUGAAGAGUCCAGACUGCAGACUGGAGGAUCUGUGAUUGUUUGACUGCAGUUUGUCAGAGAUCAGCUGUGCUUCUCUGGUCUCAGCUCUGAAGGACAACCCCUCCCAUCUGAGAGGUCUGAAUCUGGGAGGAAACAAGCUGCAAGAUUCAGGGAUGAAACUACUGUGUGACUUUAUUGAGAGUCCCGACUGCAGACUGGAGGAUCUGAGGUUGAAUUGCUGCAGUUUGUCAAAGAUCAGCUGUGCUUCUCUGGUCUCAGCUCUGAAGGGCAACCCCUCUCAUCUGAGAGUGCUGGAUCUGAGUAACAACAACCUGAAGGAUUCAGACAUGAAGCAGCUGUCUGAUCUUCAGAAGAGUCCAGACUGCAGACUGGAGACUCUGAGAUUGAGGAAAUGCAGUUUGUCAGAGAACAGCUGUUCUUCUCUGGUCUCAGCUCUGAAAUGGCAGUGGAGAUCUCUGUCAGAGUGUGAGUGA